Molecule: messenger RNA, 582 nt
Organism: Dromaius novaehollandiae (emu)
Lineage: Eukaryota; Metazoa; Chordata; Aves; Casuariiformes; Dromaiidae
Product: olfactory receptor 14A16-like
Exons: 2
Coding region: 1-582 (193 amino acids)
Biological process (GO): G protein-coupled receptor signaling pathway
Cellular component (GO): membrane
Molecular function (GO): olfactory receptor activity; odorant binding
Source: RefSeq, a predicted model, not a curated record
AUGGCCUAUGACCGCUUUGUUGCCAUCUGCAGACCCCUGCACUAUGGGAUCAUCAUGGGCAGCAGAGCUUGUGUCAAAAUGGCAGCAGCUGCCUGGGGCACUGGUUUUCUCCAUGCUCUCCUGCACACUGCUAACACAUUUUCAAUACCACUCUGCCAAGGCAACACAGUGGACCAGUUCUUCUGUGAAAUCCCCCAGAUCCUCAAAAUCUCCUGUGCGGAUUCCUACCUCAGGGAAGUUGGCCUUCUUGUGGUUAGUGCAUGUUUAUUCUUUGGGUGCUUUGUUUUCAUUGUGGUGUCCUACAUGCAGAUCUUCACUGCUGUGCUGAGGAUCCCCUCUGAGCAGGGCCGGCACAAAGCCUUUUCCAUGUGCCUCCCACACCUGGCCGUGGUCUCCCUGUUUGUCAGCACUAACAUGUUUGCCUACCUGAAGCCCCCCUCCCUCUCCUCCCCAGCUCUGGAUCUGGUGGUGGCAGUUCUGUACUCGGUGGUGCCUCCACUGGAGCCAAGAAUUCACCCAAGGGCUUUCACCCUGAAAAGGACUGUUGCUUUCUGGGAGUUCUCCAUGGGCUUAAGGCGAUGA